AUGCACAAUUUCGAGCCGACUCUUGCCCGCGUGGGCAUUUCAAUUCGAGACUUGAAAGCAACGAGACCUACAGAUACCCAAGCCUUCCUCGAGCGACAUUCCAUUCAGUAUACAACCUCAAGCACCCCCGCCACAACUUCAGACGCUGCAUCCCAUCAUCCCGCAUGGGUCUCAUCUCCGCUGAAUAUCGCGUAUCUCGAUACUGCAAUCCAAAGGCUUGCACUGAAACCAAGCAAUGGCGCUCCCAGCACCAUCAACGACACCCUCAGGCCCCCAAACGAUGUUCGGCCCUCGGAGGGUGCACCAUCGUUCAGCGCGACAGAAUGGGCAGAGGCUUUCCGGGACACCGUUAGAUGUCUCUCGCGGGAGCUACCUCGCGGUCGUGAAGGUCCCGAUGUGCUGCCGUCCCAAGCAUUCGCCCGGCCCCGAUUCCCAGAUACAGACAGCCCAUGGGAGAACUUUCUGGUCAUCGGCGCCGACGAGUCGCCCGCGUGGGAGAUGAUAGCUGUUCUCGAGACUGACCAUCAUCACGUUGGCUGUCUUGUGGCCGACCAAACACCGCCAGAUGAGCACUCACGAGACAAGGUCCUGCGCAGCGAGCUCUUCAGCAUGCUUGUCCUCCUUCACUGGCGACUCAACCUGCUCAGGAAGCCUAACUGUGGCGGCCAUGAUCCCUCGGUUACGGUAACGACGUUUACGAGAGCCCGCGUUCGCAUCAGUCAAGCCUACAUCGACUGGUCCAAUACUGACAAACCCAUUCUUCGAGUCGUCAACCGCUUGGACAAGUCUCUCAGGGAUUUGACUGGCGAAAGUGCCGCAGCCAGAACAUGCUGGCUUGAUGUCCUGUCAUGGCUCUGCUUCACUCCGACCGAAAGCGACAACAUACGGGUAGAAAAGCAACGGAAAUCUGGUCACCGCUGGCAGCUCGAACAGCACGCGAAGGAUCGGGUGGUCUCCAGGUCGAGCGAUUCUUCUGGCACAAGCGACACGGGCAGCAGCGGUAGCAGCAAGCCCCAACAUGACGAGGCCGCAUCCCCAGCAUCAUCAGCCCCAGGCUCGCCUCGCCUUAACACGAAAGAAAAUCAAGACUGA
This is a messenger RNA of Colletotrichum gloeosporioides, 1092 nucleotides long. RefSeq lists its product as uncharacterized. Bases 1 to 1092 code for a protein of 363 amino acids. The transcript has 2 exons. Lineage: Eukaryota; Fungi; Ascomycota; Sordariomycetes; Glomerellales; Glomerellaceae. The record is from RefSeq and is a predicted model, not a curated record.